Galendromus occidentalis (western predatory mite) is the source of this 671-nucleotide messenger RNA. RefSeq names its product NPC intracellular cholesterol transporter 2 homolog a. Gene Ontology annotation, biological process: intracellular cholesterol transport. The record is from RefSeq and is a predicted model, not a curated record. The transcript is spliced from 4 exons. The coding region runs from base 195 to 635 and encodes 146 amino acids. Gene Ontology annotation, molecular function: sterol binding. NCBI's taxonomy places the organism in Eukaryota, Metazoa, Arthropoda, Arachnida, Mesostigmata, Phytoseiidae.
CGUCAAGUGUUCCAUCGAGACGAGUACUCGACGUUUUCCGCCAGCAGUCAAGUGAGAAUCCGGGUCGGAUAUCUUGGUGGACAGCUCUACGUGCUCAUCGAUUGAUCGAGACCGAGAAAUCGAAGAAACCUUCCCUUAGUAUUCGGAAGUCUCGUCUGUGGUGUUUCUGGAUCCUCGGAACAGACAAUAUCACCAUGAAGACCGUCAUCGUCCUGUGCUCGAUCCUCUCGGUGGCUCUCGCGAGCCCUUAUAAGCUGUGCAGUCCCGCUGCAGGUGAAAUCACCUCCGUCGAUAUCAAGGAUUGCAGUAACGAUGUGAGUUCAUGCAUCCUGCAUAAGGGAACCGAUGCCUCGAUCGCAAUCAACUUCAAGUCACCGGUUGAUGCCGCGAGCGUCACUGUGAAAGCCUUCGGAAUCAUCGGUGGGAUCCCUCUCCCCUACCCGCUCAACAAUAGCGAUGCCUGCAAGGAUUCCGGAAUUACGUGUCCCGUCAAAGCCGAAACUGGAGUCGCCUACACACAGAGCUUCAAGGUCGAGAAGUUCUACCCUUCAAUAGGUCUCAAUGUAAAAUGGACACUCGUCAAUGAGAGUGGGAAACAGUUGCUCUGUGUCAUGAUUCCCGUGAAAAUUGAAUAAUUGCGACUGCUCCGAUCGGUCGAUGUAAACCGCGAA